Messenger RNA from Cyclocybe aegerita, 2880 nucleotides. The record is from the annotation of a GenBank genome assembly. NCBI's taxonomy places the organism in Eukaryota, Fungi, Basidiomycota, Agaricomycetes, Agaricales, Hemipholiotaceae.
AUGGCUCAGUCCCCCUCAAGCUCCCCUGCUCGAAAACGCCAAAGGCUUUCAUCCCCAACAUACGAGGUUGAAGAUCUCACAGAACAUGAUCUCAUUGCAUUCGACGAGAUUGAGGCGCGUCUCUCGCAGGAGAACCAACAGGAUUCUUCACAGGAGCGGGAUGGGGCCGGAUUCUCUACAACAUCAGGCUCAUUGAACGCGAUAAAGCAGCCUGAGUGGGAUGAUGCUCAACCUCGAGAACCGUCUUCUUCGUUCCCAAAGCCUGGUUCAGAGUCGGGCAAGGCUACAGGACUCCACGACGACCCAGACAACCCCUUCAGUCAUGGAUUUAUGUCUGCUGCAAAAGCACCGAAAGCGCAAGCAGUAUUCUCUUCAGCUUCUGCCAUGGUCGGCUUCACGUCCGCCUCAGCUCUCAACCUAAGCAAAGACUACGAAAGAUCGCCAUCUCCUGAAGCUCAACCCACUGGGGCCGACUUCGAGGCUUGGUUCAAACCUGCUUCCGCAGAGCUGCCAGCACAUUUUGUGGCACCCACGUCGUUCGUAGGUUUUACGACGGCGAAGUUGAAGGAUACCUCGAGGACGAUUAUCGUACCGUCGAAGGAGGCAUUGGCAAAAGCUCAAGCCAGGAUUGCUGCCUGGGAGAAGGAGGAUGUGCCCCAAUAUGGGACGAACGACGAAAAUGCCGGUUCUUCAAAUCUUCUCCAAAAGCAAGCACCCCAAGUUGGCUUCAAAUCAGCGUCUCAUCAUGCUGGCCAUUCACCGCAACGGCACGCACUGCAGUCAGCUUCCAGUCUUAUGAACACCCCUGCAACGCCGAGUCCAGCUGGCACAGGGUUUUCGCGGGCUGGACUUCCAUCUUCCAUCCUUCAGCAACGACCGACAGCCUUUAAAUCUCCGCUCGUCAAGAAAGUUCAUUCCGUACAUAACCCUCCUUUCCACGGAUCGCCUCUUAACCCAGGUCGGCCAAGCACCUCUCUAGGCUUCACAACAGCCACAAGCGUAACUCCACUUCCUCUUUCCAACCCACCCCUCACAGUGCCUCGAGCAUCUCAUCCACAUUCAGGCUCAAGUAGUUCUUUAGGGUUCGUCACCCCUCUCCGUCCUGGCACGCAUACACCUGCUUCGGCUCUGAGAACGCGGCCUGCACGUUUCGUCACACCCUUCAAAGCGAACAUGAGGCCCGGCGGAGCUGGUCGGUCAACACUCAUUGCCUCUAGCCUUGGAAGGUCGCCAAUGCCUCAAGCUGCGAAGAUUAGGACACCUCAGCCGCCACAGCCCAAUAUUGUUCCGCGAGAAAAGCCUGUACCACGAAAGUUCUUCGACCUGGUCCCCCCACCGAAGAGACAGACCUUGGAGACCUCGGGUCUGCAGCCUCAGCAAUUUGACGACCUGGAGUCCGUGGACAUUGAUGCAUCAACACUGCGAAUAAUUACACCAGAUUCUGCAAUGUACUACACAUUCCACACACGCUCCUCCACACCUCCGCCCCCGGGUUUAGAGACGCCGACUAUCCUGGGUCCCAAAGAGGCACUUCAGGAGCUCCUCACUCGCGGCUGUACCUUCGCCACGAAACCAUGGGUAGACAACCACUGGGCACUCAUCUUGUGGAAACUUGCAGGCAUGGUCACUCUUGAACCUGAGAAGGAGUCCAAUGCAGAGAUGAGAAGAUGGUGCUGGGCGGAAGUCAUGCGGCAGCUCCUCUAUCGAUACGAACGUGAGCUGAACGCUGGUGUUCGACCUCCCCUCCGCAAACUAGCUAAUCAGGACGCGCCGGCGGCGUUUCCUAUGGUGCUCUGCAUUUCGAACAUUAUUUGGGGCCCUGGAGGCAGGACAGAGGAUGGCCUGCCCAUCGAGCCUCACCCCGAGUUCGAGUUGACGGACGGGUGGUACCGCCUACGGGCACAAGUUGACGCACCGAUGGCCAGGGCAGCGAGGAAGGGCGUAUUGCGUGUUGGGAGGAAGCUGGGGAUCGCCGGUGCCAAACUUUCGACCCAGAAGAAGGACCCAAUGGAGAUUCUGGAGGCGUACAACUCGACAGCGUUGGUGCUGACUGGCAAUUCGUCGCAUCUUAUGCCUUGGCAUGCGAAGUUGGGCUUCACAGCGGGCCCGUGUGUUUCAACUCUGCAUAGUCUCACUUCAGACGGAGGUCUUGUUGCUGCUCUGGAUUUCGUUAUCAUUCAGACGUAUUCUGUUGCAUUUUUGGAGACCGUCGAAGACGAGAAAGGGCAGAAAGAACGUCGAGGGCCGUGGAACGAAGCAGAGGAGAUGCGGGUUCAUGAACAGUGGAAGCGGCGACGAGAGGUAGAGGCUUCGAAGCUAAGAGCCAAUCUGGAAAAGGAUGUUUCGCGUUAUGAAGGGUAUAUCGACCGUCUAGAGAGGAAAGCUGGCAGUCGGUUUCAACCCACCGAGGAUGACUGCCCUCCGGACAGUAUAGAAUCGCUAUAUGACGAGCUCGAAUACCCCGACACCGCCGCGACCCUUCUUACACGUAUCUCACCUACCGAAGCUGGCUGGCUCGCCCUUCAUAUCCGGAAGCAGACUGAGAAACAACGCGAGGAGCUGGCAGACCUCAUCGAGAAAGAACUGCAGAUCAUCUGCCCGCCACGCGAUGUCCGCUCGUUCCGGUUGCUCACUGUGCAGGAUGCACGCACGUCGCGGAGACCGGCAAAUCGGAUGGCGCAGCUGACGGUGUGGGAUGUAUUGUCGUUGAACUUAGAUGAGGGCUCGAAAGCGGGGUCGUUUGAGUGUGGGCAGAGGUAUUUGGCAACGAACCUGGUGCCCACUUCACCAAGUGCAUGGAUGGACACCCAGCCUGGUUCAGAGAUAUACUUGAGCACUCGACGCGACACACGGUGGACGAAGAUCAGGACAGUGCUUUAG